Molecule: messenger RNA, 267 nt
Organism: Penicillium chermesinum
Lineage: Eukaryota; Fungi; Ascomycota; Eurotiomycetes; Eurotiales; Aspergillaceae
Exons: 1
Coding region: 1-267 (88 amino acids)
Source: RefSeq, a predicted model, not a curated record
AUGGAUCCGCCUCAGGUCCAGCUGCCAGGGUCUGAGAGUGCCGGUCCAUCGCAAGAUGCCACCGUAACCCCAGACGCAAAUCACUCCGUAGAGGUGGAGAUGGGUGGCGCAGGGGCUGCACCGAACGAUGAGGAUCACUCAUUGCUAGAUGCACCAGGAGAAAUUGAUGUUGGUCUUGAAGCUCACCCCGAGCCCGAACCCCCUGCCCCUCCAAAGAAGAAUGCUGGUCUCAUGUUCCUCGAGUAUGCUCCCCUUCCGCGGGCGUGA